UGAUAGGCCUAUGCUAUUGUAUGCUUAUGGAUUUCAGUGUGAUUAUGAGUGCGGCAGGUAGCCUAGCGUUUAGAGCGUUUGACCAGUAACCGAAAGGUCCCUGGUUCGAAUACCCGAGCCGUCAAGGUGAAAAUCUGUCCAUGUGCCCUUGAGCAAAGCACUUAACCCUAAUUUGCAACAGGGGCACUGUACUGCUAUGACUGCCCUGUAAAACAACACAUUACACUGCACCUAUCCAGUCGAUGUGACAAGAAAACUUCUAAUUAAAUGUGAGCCUGAACAUGCCAUACUGAGGAUGCCAAGUCAAGUUCAGUUGACCCAUUGUAAAGUCCCGCCCCAUGAGUUACUUUUGCAAUCUGCUUUUUGUUGUUGUUGUUGUUUUUCCCCCCACCAGAGGCGAGGAGAUGACUUUGAGACCGUGUCUUUCUGGCUGGCCAACACCUGCCAGUUCCUACACUGCCUGAAGCAGUACAGUGGAGAGGAGGCGUUUGUAAAGAACAACACCCCGCGGCAGAAUGAGCACUGCUUGUGUAACUUUGACCUGUCAGAGUACCGUCAGGUCCUCAGCGAUCUGGCCAUUCAGAACUACCAGCAGCUGGUCAGAUGCAUGGAGGAGGCCCUGCAGCCCAUGAUAGUUCCGGGUAUGCUGGAGCAUGAGAACUUCAGGGAGUUCUGGGGUCUAACCCACGGGCCUACGGAAGAGGACGUCCAGUUGCCCCGGAGAGGCUGUUUACACCGGGGUGAGGCAGCAGUUUACAUCAUCUGUUCUGUCACUCUCAACAACCUGCUGCUGAGAAGGACAUGUGCUCCUGGAGUAAAGGACUGCAGAUCAGCUGGAGAGCUGGAGGAGAAGGGGCUGCCAGACUGUGGAGCUAAAGAGAUGCUGGAGCCGCUGAUCCAGGCCGCUCAGGUUACAGGUCAAGAAGAAGACUAA
Oncorhynchus masou masou (cherry salmon) is the source of this 934-nucleotide messenger RNA. RefSeq names its product unconventional myosin-Va-like. Gene Ontology annotation, molecular function: GTPase binding. Bases 296 to 934 code for a protein of 212 amino acids. The record is from RefSeq and is a predicted model, not a curated record. The transcript has 5 exons. Lineage: Eukaryota; Metazoa; Chordata; Actinopteri; Salmoniformes; Salmonidae.